Messenger RNA from Closterium sp. Naga37s-1, 7776 nucleotides. The record is from the annotation of a GenBank genome assembly. Lineage: Eukaryota; Viridiplantae; Streptophyta; Zygnematophyceae; Desmidiales; Closteriaceae.
AUGCCACCAAUGGGGUGCGUCGGCAGCAGGGGGAUGGAAGGCCCGGACCUCGAUAAUUCCGACUACGACAGCAGCACCAUCUCCCGAACCACGUCGCAGUCCUCCCGAGCCACCGCGCAGUCACCGAUCCUCCAGGCUCGGCGGUCGGGGCCAGCUCCGUCCAGAGGCUUGGGAGGAGCGAUGGGACAGAUGGCAGGAUCGCAACCAGUUAAGGACCUGCUAGACGUGUUCAUUGACGAGGUGGAGAGUUCGCACAAGCGAAAGUCCAAGAGCAAGACGCACAGACAUAAGGGGUCAGCGGGAGAAGCUGGAGCAGCGGGGGAGGUUGGGGCAGGGGGAGAGGCUGGGGCAGGGGGAGAGGCUGGGGCAGCGGAAGAAGCUGCAUCAACGGGGGAAGCUGGGGCAGAAGGAACGUCAGGGGCUGCAGGAGUAGGGGCAGCAGAUAUUGGGGCGUUGAGAGGAGAGGAAGUGAAGGGAGCAACAACAGGGACGUCCCAGCGCGAAGAAGAAGGGGGAGCAAGAGAAGGGCGGAUGGUAGGUGAAGUGGAGGAUGAGAUGGGACGGAGAGAGAAGGGCGGAGAUAUGAAGCCGGCUUGCGAGCUGGCAAGACAAGCGGACGCCACGUCAGAUGCCACGUCAGGUCUUCACCCGGAGAGCUCGAGCACAAACGGUCCGCCCCCCCCUGUCCACGGCGACCCAGCUACAGCCUGCUCAGCGGAUUCAAUGCAUCUAGACAAUCCCAAGGGCGGCUCGGGGACGGCUGACAAUCCCGAGGCUGGUUCAGGGGAGGCUGAAAAGUCCAGAGCUGCCCGACAGGACACAAGGGAAUCAGCAAGCUUAGGUUCGGAGUUUCCGGACCAGGAAGGGAGCUUAGGUGGUGUGGUUCGGGGCAGCCCUGGCGUGGCUGAAGCAGGGGGGGGUUUCGAAGGAGAAGAUGGGAAAACAAGUUCAGGAAGGGACGGACCUGUCGUCCGAACCUGGGAGGUAGACCCGGAGCGCCGAGCCAAGAGCUGGCGAAGGGACGUGGAGGCCGAGUUCUCAAGGAGUGAAAAGAAGAGAAGAGACCCGGAGACGCAGGUAACAGGGAGGCUGGUAGCACGUGAGGUACCAGCUGGUGUGGGCAAUGGGGGGAGAGAAGGGGGCGAGAGUGCAAGAGAUGAAGCUGUAAGCAGGGCAUCAACGGUUGUGAUUGACUCUGGCGCGGAAGCAGCUAAUGAGGGGUGCGUGCGUGAUGCUGCUGAUGCAGGCGGAGGGGAGGGUAGAAGUGAGAGCGGAGGGGAGGGUAGAAGUGAGAGUGGAGGGACGUACGUGAAUUCUGAGGCGCCUGUGAACUUGUCUGGUGGGGGGGAGGGUGGUGGCGGUACGUACCUGUUUGCAAUGAAGCUACGACGAGUGAGGAGCUCAGGGGACGUCACUAAAGGGGAUGUCUCUAAAACGGAUGCUGUUUCAAACGGGGAUGCUUCUACAGGGGAUGCUACUAACGCGGAUGUUGUCAGCAGCGGCGCUGCACCUGCUAGUGCUGGGGCGAAGGGCAGGCAGAGGAGGAAGGGGAGCCUGCUGGGUGUGAUGGAGCAUGGGAGCAUGGGGGAGGAUGAGGGAAGGGGUAAGGGAGUGGAGGAGGGAGGCAGCAAAGCGGGUGAGGAGGGGAGGAAUGAGGAGGCGUGGAACCAGGAAUGGGCGGCUAGACCCCUUGAGGGGGCUAGCACCAAAAGUGGUGGACCACUGAGGAGUCUGCAGAGAGACGAUGCUUUGAUGCCGAGAGGUGGGUCUGUGGUGCAGAGGAAGCGAGCACUGAGGGGUGAGGAGAUGGCAGAAGGAGGAGAUGAGAGGGAGAGGGGGCAGAGAGACCGAGGGCAGAGGGGCGGAAGCGAGAGUGCUUGUAAGACAGAAGAGAAUGGUGGUGGUGGGGGUGGUGAUGAUGGCGAUGUGAUUCUUCCUGGAAGCUUCUUGUGCUUCGUCAGGCGAGCCAACCAGCCGGGGUCUCCCAGGGGUUACAGUGGCCAGCCUGCCACAAGGUCCCCCUCCCUCCCCCCCUUAUCCCCCUCUGGUCUCUCCGCCACCCUACAACCAGCAUCCCCCAGAUCCCCCUCCUUCCGCCGCCCUCCAGCCUCUUCGCCCCAGGCCUCACCAGCCAAAGGGGGCGUGUCUGUAGUCCUGCCCACAGCCCCAGUCUCAACCUCCCCCAAGCCUACCUCCCCCAAGCCUACCUCCCCCAAGCCUACCUUCCCCAAGCCUUCCUCUCCCAAGCCUACCUCCCCCAAGCCUUCCUCUCCCAAACCUACCUCCCCCAAGCCUGCUUCCCCUGCUGCCCCUGUUUCACCUGCUCCCCCUGCUGCCCCUGUUUCACCUGCUCCCCCUGCUGCCCCUGUUUCACCUGCUCCCCCUGCUGCCCCUGUUUCACCUGCUGCCAAUGCUGGUUCUGAGCAGCAAGAGCUAGACGAGGACGCCCUUCUCCUGUCCUUUGAAGCACCUCAAAACGCACCUGCUGCCUCUGCUGCCUCUGUUGCCCCUGCUGCACCCACAGCUGGUUCUCAGCAGCAAGAAGCAGACGAGGAUUUCCUUCUCCUCUCUCGGCUUGGAUCCCCUCGCAUCGUGCUGCCCAAUCGCAUACAGUCACACUCGUUUAAGUGCAUAAGCAGCACAGGCGCUCAGCACAACAAAGCCACCAUUCAGAUGGCCAGAUCGCACAGCAAUCCUGACCCUCCAUCUGCAUCUCUGGCCGAUCCAACGGCUGACGUCACCCGUCCUCCCCACUUCCCCACCCUUCCCCAUCUUUUCACCCCUCCUCGCCUCGCCACUCCCCCUCGCCCACGCUCCCGGGGGGGCUACAGUAAACUGCAGGUAGAUCUAGCAAUCGUCACGACUGUAUCGGAUUUUAUCGGAUUUGAUUUGUUUGGGGGUGGCGAGGAGGAGGGGGAAGGUGCGUCCGGGGAAGGUGAGUCUGGGGCAGGUGGGAUGGAUCCGUGGGGUAUGGUUGCUGCAGUGGGUGGGUCGCUCUGGCCUAUGAGUGACUGUAUGGAGGGGGAAGAGGCGGCACAGAUUGGGAAGGUGCAAAUGAAUGCAGCAGAUGUUCUUGUGGUUGAUUCUGCAGAGAGUGACUGUAUGGAGGGAGAAGAGGGGACACAGGAGGUGCUAGAUGAUGCAGCAGAUGUGCAAAAGAUGAGUGGGGAGGAUGUGACUAAAAAGGAUGUGAACGGGGAGAAUGUGAUUGGAGAGAAUGUGACUGUAACGGCAGCUGAAGGGGUGAAGGAAAGCAGAGGACAGGCAGAUGGGACUGCAGAGGAUGUGAGUGCUGCUGAGGAUUUGUUUGGUGGCGAUGUGACUAUAAAGGGGGUGGGCAGCGAGAAGGUGCAUAUAAGGGAGGUGAUUGUAGCAGCCUCGGCAUUGUGGAGGGACGUGAUUGACCACCGGGAGGAUGUGGGGAUGGCCAUAGAGGGGGCUCUGGUGGAUAGGGUUACCACACGGAGUGAGGUGACUGUAACGGAUGUGACUGUAGGUGAGGUUGGGUUUGGGAGAGUGGAGGGAGCGGAGGGAGAGGAAGGGGACAUGGCCGCUGAUGUGGCUGCUGAUGUGGAUGCAGACGAUGAGGUGCCGAGCUGGCAGGAGGUGUGCAAGCAGGGGGAGGUGAUUGUAACGAAGGCCAAGGGCAGUGGCAGCAGUGGCAGUGCCGUGACAGCAGCGCGCACUCUCUGUGUGCCGUGGCUUAGCCUGUGCUCUGAGGCCCUCUCUCUCAUGGCCGAUAUCCGCACCCGGCUGAGUCAGCUCUAUGUGCUUUCCCAUUCCCAUGACAGGGGGCUUGCACAUGCCCACUCUGCCACUGAUGCAGCAGCCGCGCCUAUCCCCUUGCUGAGACCCUUUAAACCCCAUCUGCCUAUAGCAGCAGCAGCAGCUGUUCCUGUGGUGUCUGCGCUGCUGCUGCGCUGCCUCUUGAGGCUGGGGGGUGCUGUGGCGGAGGUGUGGGGGGAGACUGGUGGGGGAAAGAAGGGGAAUUGGGGGAGCCGGGGGAAGAGUAGGGGCGGAAGGGACGGCAGAGGGAGUGAAGGAAGCGGCAAGGGUGGUGACGGGUUGGGAUUGGAAGGGGAGGAGGACCUUUGCUGUGGAUGGGUGUACGCUUGGGAUAGUGACGGUUCUGCUGCUGCUACUGGCGAUGCUGGUUCCCACACCCCUGUCCCCCCUCUUGCCUCUGCAGCAGCAUCAGCAGCAGCAGAGGUCACCCUCCUGUCCUUGCUCCAUCACAACAUGCCCUUCCCACUACCAUCCCCAUUAUCCGACCACAAUAGUUCGGGACAAGGUAGAAAACGGGAGGAAAGGGGCGAGCUAGUGGAUAGUCAUGGAGGGGAGAGAGGAGGGGAGCAGACGGAAGGAGGAAAAGAGGGAGAACAAGUCAAGGAGCCGUUUCUGGAUGGGGGAAUUUCUCGGCCUGUUCUCUUUGGCGAUCUCUGUGCUUCCAUUUGUUCCAAUGCUGCUGCCGCGUUGACAGGAAAUGCCACAGAUCUUGCAGAUGUGGCUGGUAGUAACCCUGAGAAUGCUUCUGCUACAGCUGCUGGCAGUGCAGGGUCGUCAGCCCAGCUUCUUCCUGCAGUGGCGAUGGCGGGAGCAGCAGCCGUGGUGGCUCACACUAUGGUGCAUGCGCUUUCUCUGGAGAUCACUCUUUCCCUUGGCGUGCAAUCCGCUGGCACACAGGAGCGACUCACCUCGUUAGUGCAGGGAGCCACUCGCCUCUCACACUUACUCAAGAGCCACUUAGCUGUGCUGCAGCAAGCUGCCAACCAGGGCUGUGGAGCUCCUAGGUUCUUCCUCGCGAUGACAGAUGGCGCGACGCUAUUCGCCCUUACAGCAGAGGAGGAUCUCGCUCGGGCAGCUGGAGGAGCGUUCCGAUUGGCUUCUGAGGCUGCCCGGCACACCGGGCGGCUAGAAUUGGAAGCUUCUUGGGAAGCACUGGGAAUGGAUGGCAGCAGCAAGGGGGGGGUGAUUGGCAGUAGGGGCCCUCCCAAAGCCAGGCAUCUGCUCUUUGAGAGACAUGCAGCAAUGAAGCCUUUGGCUCAUGCCAAGAAGGUAGAGGCAGAGUGGAUGUGGGGUGGGGGCGAUGAGGAUGAGGAGGAAGGGGAUGAGGAGGAAGAGAAAGAGGUGGAGGAGGAGGGAGAGGGUAGGCGCAGCGAGAAUGUGGAGGGUAGAGGAAUUGGAAAAGGGGAAACUGGAAGGUUCAGUGGCAGAAGGAUCGGCAGCAGGUUCGCGGGGAGCAAGUUUGGGGGAACCAGGAGAGUGAACGUGGAGUUGCUUAUAGAGAGUGUGAAUAUAGCCGCAGAGCUGGCAUACCACAGCCAUAGAGUGCUGACCAAAUGCGUGGGGGGUGUGGGUUCCGGCUGGGUUGGGGAGGUCACAGAAGCUGCUCUUUCCGCACAGAUUAUUGACGCAACUGGAGGCUUUGUGUCUGAUUUGAAUAUGAGAGGAGGUGCUGGUGUGGUGAGGGUCUCUGCUACCAGUGGGGUGAGAGCAUAUGGGGAUGUGGAUAUGAGUGCACCCAUCCCUGUUCUCUCCGUGUUUGCAGUCAAGCUGCAGACACCUGCUGCUGCUGCUGUGGGAGAGUCAGCAGCGUGGGCAGGAGGGGUACGGGAGACAGGAGACGGCGAUGGUAAGGUGCUGCGAGCAAGUGAGCCAACACCUCCUGAGGGGACUGCUGCUUCUGCUGUUGAGACUACUGUCUCUGCCACCACCACUGCACCUGCUGCUGCUGCACCUGCUGCUGCUUCUGAUGGCUCUGCCUCUGUGGGUGCUGCUGUCGACUCCACUCAAAACACACCCGGAAAACGCUCUGCAUCAGCAGAUGAAGCUUCUGUCGCCGCCCCAUCCCCCCUCCUCUCCUCCUCAUCUCCCUAUCUCCCUCCGAGCUCCAGCUGUCACUCCGCCAUUCGUCCGUCGCCCCAUGCUGACGUCAUCCUCCCCAUCCCUCUCUUUCUCUCGUCUUCUGAGGAGGAUCGGAGCAGCUUCGGCACGGAUCCAACCGUGGAGCAGGAGGAGGAGGAUGAGGAUGAGGAGUGGUAUCAAGAGCUGCUGAAGAACAUGCGAGAUGUGGACUUAGGGUUUGGGAAAGAGGAGAGGGCAUCUGAAAAAGAGGAGGAGCGGGCAUGUGAGAGGGAAGAGACGACCGUUGGGGAAGAAGAGGGCGCAUUCGGGUUGCGUCAAAAGGAGGCUAGGGAGGCUAGGGAGGCUCGGAAGGAGGAAGGAGGGGAAACGGAGGAGGGCAGGGAACAACAAGGGGCAGAUGAGGUUCCUCUUUUCGGAAAGGAGGCAGGAGAGGGAAGGGAGGGAAGAGUGGGAAGAGAGGAGGUGCAGAGGGAGGAGAGUGGGAGGAGAGAGCCUAGUCCCUGCAGCACUGAUAGUGAUGCUGGCACCAUAGCUUCGGAGGCGACCGAUGCUGUGCCGGACCUGCCGUUCAGGCUCGGAAAGCGGUUCUACAACAUUGAUUCGAUGCUGAACAUGCGCGAACCUGCAUCUGCCUCGGGAGCCGGUGGGGCUGGUGGGUUUGGGGCUGGUGGGGCUGGUGGGAAGUUGUUUUCAGGGUAUCUGGAUAGGAGGGGUCGUGGAAGGACCCUCAUUGAUGGUGCUGUGGUGGGGGCGUCAGUUGGGGCAGCGGGGGCAGAGGGGACAGCGGGGGCAGUGGGGGCAGGGGGGGCAGCGGGGGUGGUGGUGGGGGCAGUGCAGACAGUGGAUGUGGGGGAGAAGAAGAAGCAGCAGCGGCCGAAAGUGCAGCAGCAGCAGCAGCAGCAGGCAGCAGAUGAUGACAUUAACUUUCAUGACAGCAAUGACGAGGGAGACAAUAAUGAGCGUGAGGGUGACAAUAAUGAGCGUGAGGGUGACAAGAAUGAGGGUGACACUAACUAUCGUGACAAUAGUGAGCGUGACAGUGAGAAGGAUGGCAGCAUCGAGGGUGAGAAUAAUGAAGGCGAGUGUAAGUUAGGUUUGGACCAUUCAGACCUUCUGCAGUUUGACGAGGUAUUCCGAGCCAAGCAGGCUCAGCGGCAGUGCCAUGCCGAAGCUAAGGCUGCUGUGGCUGCAGCUUUGGACGCUCAGGAUGAUCUGGCAGACGCCGAGGCUGCACUGGAGGAAGCUUCCAAGGAAGUUGCACGGCUCACGGCAUGUACUGACACUGAGAAUAAAGGCACGAGUCUGGAGGAGCUUGUAAAGGGGGAAGGGGUUGCUGGUAACCAGGCAGGGGUUGUGGUAACCAUUGAUGGGGAAGAUGAGAGAGGCAGUACGGUGAGCAAAGGUUGCGAAGGGAGAGGGGAGGGGAAUAGAGAGAGUGAUGGUGUGGAUGAGGGAGUGACAGAAGGAGGGAGUGGGGAGGAGGGAAAUGCUGAGGGAGAGGAGGUGGGGGGAGUUGCAGCGAAAGCUGAGGAGGAGGGCAGUGGGGAGUCUACGGAGAAUGUAUCUCUAUUUUCUGCCUGUUCUUCUGCCCUGGCUUCCCUGGAACGAGCUCAGGUUGCCCGCAACGAAGCCGCUGCCCGAAUGCGUGCCCAGCGGCACCGGGCAGCUGCAAAAGUUUCGGAGCUGGAAGCUGCCCGGUCCUUCUACACCACGCUGCUUCGGGCAAAAGAAAAACGGGUAGCUGAAAUAAAUAGCGCUGCUUAUGGGUUGAUUGGAGAGAUGAAGGCAGCAACUGGGUGUGUAACACCUGGUGUGGUAACCCCACGGAGGGGGUCUGCAGCUAGUAGCGAAUUGACUGAUGUGCAACACUGCACAGAUGGUGUGGAAGAUGACUGUAACAAGGAGGGUUAA